AUGACUAUCACAUCAGUGCAGACCCUCCUGCCCGGUCGCUUUGGGAUCAACUCGACGGAGAAAAGCGCCGCGAAGAAACCUCCAACGCUCUACAAUGCCCAAGACCACCCUUUCAAAGGCUACCAUCCGCCCCGAACGGAGGGCUACGAGCGGAGCAAAGCCAACCCGGACACAAGCGCUAUUGUGAUCGAUAAUGGCUCGAAUCUACUCAAGGCCGGUUGGUCGUUCGACGAAAACCCCCAGUUGAUUGUGCCCCCUGUGAUGAGUCGGUACCGGGACCGGAAACUGAACAAGGCCUGCCAAUUUCUUGGAUACGAUGCUUACGUGGAUGCUACGACGCGCGGUCAACUGCGCUACGCCUUCGACCCCGGCUCGAGUGUGGUUGGCAACUGGGAUGUCAUGGAGGGAUUGCUCGAUUAUACAUUUAUCAAGUUGGGAGUGGACGGAGCCAACGGCGGCGUCGACAGACCCAUCGUGAUGACGGAACCGAUCGCGAACCUCAAUUAUCCCAGACGAAUGAUGAAUGAGAUCCUGUUCGAGUGUUAUAGUGCGCCCUCCGUCGCGUACGGCAUCGACUCGCUCUUCUCGUACCGGUAUAAUCGCGGAACCGACGGCUUGAUCGUCUCCUCCUCCCAUACGUCGACGCACGUCAUCCCCGUUUUGAACAACAAGGCCUUGCUCUCGAACUGCUCCCGGCUGAACUGGGGCGGCAUGCAGGCCUCCGAGUACCUGUUGAAGCUGAUGAAGUUGAAAUACCCGACGUUCCCUGCGCGCAUGACGGAGGCCCAGAUGGAGGACCUCGUACACAAACAUUGCUACGUCUCGAAGGACUACGAUCGUGAGUUAAGCGGCUACCUGGACUGGACGGGUCUUGAGGAUAGAGACCAUGUGAUCCAAUACCCGUUCACGGAGCACGUGGUGCCAGAAAAGUCCGAGGAGGAGCUGGCGCGGAUCGCGGAGCGCAAGAAGGAGAGUGGACGCCGGCUACAAGAACAGGCCGCUAAGAUGCGCCUGGAGAAAUUGAUGAAGAAAGAGCAGGAGCUGGAAUACUAUAGGGAUCUACAGCGUGGACUUGCCACGGAGACCAAGAAAGAAAUGAGACGUAUCCUGGAAGCAGAGGAUUUGAAGGACGAGGCACACCUCGACCGACUGAUCCGGGACCUUGAAAAGUCCAUCAAGCGGUCUAGAAACCGUGACCUCGGGGUCGAGGAGGAGGAACCUACUGAAGAGAUGUCCUUCCCUUUGUUAGAUGUCCCCGACGAGGAACUGGACGAGGCUGGGUUGAAGGAGAAACGUCACCAGCGACUCAUGAAAUCCAAUGUCGAGGCCCGUCAACGCGCAAAGGCCGAGAAGGAGCGGGAGAAGGCCCGCCAGGAGGAAGAGGAGCGCCUCGAUCGAGAGAGGCGAGAGAACGAUUUUGACAACUGGCUCGCGGAAAGACGAGCAGCUCGCCAGAAUGUGCUACAAAAAAUCAAAGAGCGCGAUAGGCUGAAGGCAGACCUUGGCAACCGGAAAUCGCUUGCCAGCCAAAUGCGCAUGAAGACCCUCGCCAAUCUCGCCGCCGACGGUCCCAAAAAGCGAAGAAGAGGUGGCGAUGACGAUAACUUCGGUGCCAACGAUGAAGACUGGGGAGUCUACCGAACCGUUGCCACUGGCGAUCAAAGCGACGAGGAAGAAGAGGAAGACCUCGGAGGGGUGCUGAAUACGGUGGAGAAAGAGCUCCUUGAAUACGAUCCUGAUUUCACCGAGAACCACACCCUGGCCGCUCAGUCCGACUGGACCAAGAGCUUGGUGCACGUCUUCCUGCGCGGUCCCUGGCCUUUCGACCCUGAAAGCCAGCGUGAGGCUCAUCAGCUGCAUCUCAACGUCGAGCGCAUCCGGGUGCCUGAGAUUGUUUUCAAGCCGUCGAUCGCCGGCAUUGACCAGGCGGGCCUGAUUGAAGUUGCCGCGGACGUCGUUAACCAGCGGUUCUCCAACCCGGAGGACCAAGCCAAACUUCUACGCGACGUGUUCUUCACUGGAGGCAAUACCAUGUUCCAGAACUUCGACGAACGAUUCCGCAACGAUUUCCGGGCUUUCCUACCCGUUGACGCCGAGCUGAAUGUGCGUCGGGCCAAGGACCCAGUUCUCGAUGCCUGGAAGGGAGCCGCACAAUGGGCUUCAGGGUCUGACCUAGGCAAGUCGUCCGUCACCCGAGAAGAGUAUCUGGAGAAAGGCAGCGAGUAUAUCAAGGAACACGAUCUAGGGAACAUCACUUCAUGGUAG
Molecule: messenger RNA, 2265 nt
Organism: Aspergillus melleus
Lineage: Eukaryota; Fungi; Ascomycota; Eurotiomycetes; Eurotiales; Aspergillaceae
Gene: ARP5
Product: actin-related protein ARP5
Exons: 5
Coding region: 1-2265 (754 amino acids)
Biological process (GO): regulation of DNA-templated transcription
Cellular component (GO): Ino80 complex; cytoplasm
Source: RefSeq, a predicted model, not a curated record